GAAAAAAAGGGACUGUUGUAGCAACAGAUCUCUAAGCGCCGCUUGACUCCUUGCGAGAAAAGCAGUCGAAAUUCAUGGCUGGUUCCUCAGGUGCUCUGAUUUGGCUGCAGAAGGUGCGACUCAGCAUUGAGGAGUCACAGGUAGGACAGGUGGACUAGACUCUCUGCAUCUGGGAUCUGAGCAACCCCACAGACUGAAAUGCUGGUUUCCUGACUCUGCAACAGGGUUGUUUUCAGUGGCUGCCAACUAUCAUCAUCAUCACCAAUAAUAAAUAAUGAUAAUAGAUGUGGCUUUGUCUGAAAUGUAGCCACCAAAGCCAUUCUGUAAAGGUAAGUUCCCCUCUUGCAUGUCAAUACACAGGAGCAGGGCCAAUGGAAGAAGAAGCUGGCAAGCCAGGUUGCUCCUGCAUCUGCUUGCUUCCCAAACACUCUCAUGCCAACCAGGCAGAAGUCCAACUGGCAGAGAUGGAGAUCUGCAAAUACUGCUUGACUCUUUCCCCCUUUAUCAGGAAUGGGAAGAUUUCAUUCUGACGCUGUCCGACGCUGUCCAGCAGCAGAUGGCUGAGAGCCACAUCAAUGCCUUGCAGGACCUCUCAGAGGCAGCGAAAGGUUUUGUCCUGGAGAAAGCAGUCAGCGCCAUCCAAGGAGGUGAUGCUUAUAAGGCCCUGAUGUCACAGGUCAGCGGCUGCCUAGAGGAACAGAUUUAUUGCCAGAUCGCCCGGGAGAUUCAGGAUGGAGACAGGCGGGUGAAAAAUAAGCCAGCCUUGCUACUGAAUCACCUCAAGGAUGGGGUGAUGACCUUGCUGGAGGAACGGCCGGAGCUGCGAGGGAGGCUUUGUUCUCUUUUUAACCAGCCCUUACCUGCCGAUUUGCGUCAUCUCACCUGGAAGCUUUACCUCUCUAACACGAAGGCAAGGUUGGGGUAUCUCUCCCAUUUGGCAGCAAACAGAGCCACUUCCCGGAAGGACAGAGAGAUCUCUCUGAGGUGCCGAGCCCUGCUGGAUUCUGAGCCGACGUUCCAGUCCUUAAGAAACCACAAGGUUGCCACACAGUGCCUGAGGAAUGUGCUUUCUUAUUACCACAAGCUUCAGGGCACCUCCGCACCUCUGCGAGACCAAGAUUAUUUCCUACCCGUUCCUCUCCUGCAAGUUAUUCUGGAUUUGGGUUCUUCCACCAACUCUGUGGAGUCUGUUUCUGCCCUCCUAGUUGAAGAAUUUAUGUCUCUCAAGAAGCUUCAUCCUCAACUUAUUAGACUCUCCGCCUCCGUCCAGGAUCCUUCCCGGGUCAGCAUAGUGGAAGAAGUUGCCUCCCUGCUGGAGCAGAGAGACAGAGAUCUGGCAAGGUUCCUGGAGAGCGUUUAUGCACAACCAGAGGAAGGCUCCAGAGACGCCUUACUCAAGGGGCUGAGCCACAUGAUCCAGCCGGCUAUCAACACUCUGCUUGCUGGCUACUUAAACAUGGACACUCUGUUGUACAUCUGGGACCAGAUUAUCCUGGGACUGGAGCGGCCGUCAUACAACUGUCUCCCUGUGUUCACCACAAUUUUUGUCCUCCUGCUCCGUGGCCAGCUACUCAAGUGUCAAUCCCCAGUGGAAUUGGAAGCAACACUGAAAACCUGGGGACCGUCUCUGCUUGUGCAUGAGUUCCAAGACAUGAUGGGGAAACACUUCUUUGAAGAUUUGUACAGCCAGUUGCUUGGAGGAAACAAGGAACCCACCCCGAUCCAUGACCCUACCCAAACUUUCCCUUCGUGGCGCUACAGAGAUUUCCAAGUGGUACCACCUCCAAGGACAAGGCCAGAAGACAGGAGGCAAGCAAGAGAGGAGCGCCAGUUUCUGGAAGAGCAACGCCUUGAGAGGGCGCAACAGGAACAGAGACUUCAAAGGUUCAGAGCGGAAGAGCAGAAGAGGCAACAAGAGAUGAGAUUCUUGCAGCUUUUAGAAGAGAAUAAGAGAAAAUUUGAAAUGCAGAAGGUCCAUUUGGAAGAUCAGCUGUCCCAGGAGAGACAGGUCCGCUACGAUAUGCAAAUGAAGGCAGAGGAGCAGAUAAGCAGGCUGCAGGCUGAAAUGCACAUACUUGCUGUGGACAGGAAGAUGCCUUCACCUGACACCUAUUCUGCUGGAAGUCUCCUCGCCCCUGCACCUUCCCUGCAGUCCCAGACGCCAUCUCAGACUUCCCUGCCUCAUUUUUGCUUGUCAGACACAGCCGCUGCACAUCAGAAACACAAAACUGCCGAUGGAGACGCCAUUGCCCUCAAACUGCUGAAGCAGAUGAUGGAGGCAGCCAGCUCAAUUGUUAACGGUUCGAGCACCGAGGAAAGGGAACGCUUGGAUGCAGCCACAAGAGAGCAUAUCCGGGACUACAAUGAAGAUGACAAGAAUGCAAAGAUUGAGAUGUUUGGUUAUGAAAUUAGUGAAGAUGAAAUAAACAACAUCCCAGAAGCCAGAAGGAAAGACGUGAAAAAGAAACUAGAGCAGGCACUCCGACGAGGGGCAGAAGCUCGUUACAUGGCAGCCAGAGGAAGACGUUUACCAGCAUUUAUUACCCACAUGGAUGUGUUGUGAUUGGUGUGCCCUUGUUACAUAAGCAAAGCCUUUGGAAUCCAUAAAUCUGGUUAAUAAUCUGCUACAGAGCAUUACUUUUAUCAAGCGCAUUGUGCUACAGGUACACCUCCCACUGAGCAAGUAUUGGCCUCUUUGACUACUGAAGGAAAUGUCCUCAAAGUCACCUAGGGCAGCAAUGGAGAACCUAAUUAGGCCAAGCCAUGUGCGUAUGGCGUAUGACAGGGGUUCCCAAACUAAGGCCCAGGGGGCGAAUGCGGCCCAAUCGCCUUCUAAAUCCGGCCCACGGAUGGUCCAGGAAUCAGCAUGUUUUUACAUGAGUAGAAUGUGUCCUUUUAUUUAAAAUGCAUCUCUGGGUUAUUUGUGGGGCCUGCCUGGUG
Molecule: messenger RNA, 2940 nt
Organism: Zootoca vivipara (common lizard)
Lineage: Eukaryota; Metazoa; Chordata; Lepidosauria; Squamata; Lacertidae
Source: RefSeq, a predicted model, not a curated record